Haliotis rubra (blacklip abalone) is the source of this 1353-nucleotide messenger RNA. RefSeq names its product alpha-N-acetylgalactosaminidase-like. The record is from RefSeq and is a predicted model, not a curated record. Gene Ontology annotation, cellular component: cytoplasm. NCBI's taxonomy places the organism in Eukaryota, Metazoa, Mollusca, Gastropoda, Lepetellida, Haliotidae. Gene Ontology annotation, molecular function: alpha-galactosidase activity. Bases 65 to 1276 code for a protein of 403 amino acids. Gene Ontology annotation, biological process: oligosaccharide metabolic process; glycosylceramide catabolic process; glycoside catabolic process. The transcript has 7 exons.
GCCACAGCUUAUAAAGGGCAGUGGUCGUUGGUGAGCUGCUGAGCCUUUCUUACGACUGGUGAAGAUGGCAGGUGUUGGUCUACUGAUAUUGUUGAGUGUCCUUGGGGUGUCCAGGGCUUUGAACAACGGCCUCGCCCUGACCCCGCCCAUGGGUUUCCUUGACUGGGAGAGGUUCCGGUGUAACACGGACUGUGUCAAUGACCCCGAUAACUGCAUCAGUGAGAGGUUGUUCAUGAAGAUGGCAGACAUUAUAGCGGAGGAGGGCUACCGUGAGCUCGGCUACGAAUACAUCGGCAUCGACGACUGCUGGCCCUCCAAAUCUCGGGACGCUGACGGCAACCUCGUGGCAGACCCAGAGAGGUUCCCAAACGGAAUCCUCGGUCUCUCUCGUUAUGUACAUGCACGCGGGCUAAAACUGGGUAUCUAUGAAGACGUCGGUACCAAGACGUGCGCAGGGUACCCUGGGAGCCAGGACUACACGAAGCAGGACGCCGAGACGUUUGCAAGAUGGGAACUAGACUUGCUCAAGUUUGAUGGCUGUAACACUAACACAAACGAAUCGGCAAUACAUUUCCCCUUAAUGAGUCAAAGUCUGAACGCGACUGGCAGACCUAUCCUCUUUACAUGUGAAUGGUGGGAUGGAGACCAGACCCAGCACUCCCACUACACCCGCAACAGCGAAUACUGCAACACCUGGAGGAUCUUCAACGACUUGGAGGACACCUGGACCUCAAUCCUGAGCAUCAUCCAACACUACGCCCAGAACGAAGGGGACUUCAUCUCCGUAUCAGGCCCAGGGUCCCUCAACGAUCCAGAUGAGCUGGUCAUCGGCGACUUUGGUCUGAGUUAUGACCAGGAGAGGGUUCAGUUCGGGAUGUGGGCGAUGUUUGCCGCCCCACUCUACAUCUCUGCUGAUCUGAGGACCAUCAGACCACAGGCCAAGGCCAUUCUACAAAACAGGAACGUCAUUGCCAUCAGCCAAGACCCACUUGUAAAGGGAGCUAAAAUGAUAAAAGAGAUUCAAAACGUGCAGGUCUGGCUGAAGCCUUUGGUCAAACCCGGAAGUUAUGCAGUAGCUUUCUUCAACCCAAACUCUGCUGGCACGCCAACGCGCAUGUCCUUGACCCUGGCCGAUAUCACACUGACCAAUCAGAACGGCUAUAACGUUACUGAAGUGUUUGAUAACGUCGGUAUGGGAAUGUUCAAGCCGAGUGGUCAGUUCAAUGUGACUGUCAACCCAACAGGAAUUGUUCUGGUCAAGGCGGUUCCUCUUUAAUAUGCAUAACAAAAGACCAUAUUAUCUCACUGAUGUUUAAAGCAUUUUUAUAUAAGUAAUAAAUGCUUUGAUGAGUU